Molecule: messenger RNA, 7894 nt
Organism: Gasterosteus aculeatus aculeatus (three-spined stickleback)
Lineage: Eukaryota; Metazoa; Chordata; Actinopteri; Perciformes; Gasterosteidae
Product: myosin IXb
Biological process (GO): actin filament-based movement; lamellipodium morphogenesis; intracellular signal transduction
Cellular component (GO): myosin complex; ruffle; lamellipodium
Molecular function (GO): ATP hydrolysis activity; microfilament motor activity; ATP binding
Source: RefSeq, a predicted model, not a curated record
CCGCAGCUCACCCGUCACCACAAACGAGCCGGACUCCGUGUCGCUCCGUCGUGUCGCUCUCAUUUAAACAACUUUUCCCCUGUAAUGACCGCUCUCCUGUCGCGCUGACGCACGGUGGUGUGUUCUCUCUUUCUUUUCUCAUCGGUUUUUCUAUUUCCUGUUGGAUAAAGUGUGACAUCACCCAGGUGAGGGAAGGGAAAUACAUUCAUUCCCACCUGGUCGACGGGUGUGUUCGCGUGUGUCCGUCCGCGCGGAGAAACCAAGGAAGUGAUUUAACGCCUGACUCUUCGACCGGGACGACGCGCAGACGUCUCGAUGUCUUAAAGACAUUGCAGGUCGUUAUUGCUCUACUAAAUCUGCUUUUUAAACACUUAAAGCGCCUAGCAAGUAGCUUCUGAGCUCAUAUUUUUGGGGGAAGCAGGUAAAUAAAGUUUAUUUUUUUCCCUCCUUAAAUUGCGUGGAAGGAGUUCGUUAACGCCAGAUAUCUUCUGCUACUCGUCGCAUUCAGCCUUUUAAAGAUUCAAUGUUCUACUUUCUGUUUCUGUGAAGUGGAUGCCGAAGUUAUGCUGAAGCCUGUUCGCACAUCAGGAUGAGCUCUACAGAUGGAGAGGCCCGGGUGGUCCAGAUCUACCCCAGGCUUUCCCAGGACACAGCCACCUACUGUCCGCUGCAGGUCGGCGCCGGGGACACGGCCAGGACCGUCAUCCACAACGCCGUGGUCACCCUGGGCCUGGAUGCCACCAAGACGUACAGCCUGCUGGAGGUCAGGAGAGCCGGGAGAGAGGAGACGUUGCUGGAGGCCGGCGAACGGCCUUUGGAGAGAGUCAUGCUGUGGCCGCCGCGGGCGCACAGGUGGCACCCUCAGUGCAACGGGUACUACUUCAUCCUGCAGGACCAGCACGCCAACAAUGGAGGCCACCAAGCAGAAAACAGCAGCCUGUGCCACGAUGACCUUUGCAACCUCCAAACUGUGACCGAGGAGAACAUCCUGGAGGCCCUGCGCCAGCGCUUCAACCGGCUCAAAAUCUACACCUACGCCCGCAACAUCCUCAUCGCCAUCAAUCCCAAUAAGUUUCUCCCCCUCUAUUACAAUCCCAAUUACGUCAAGAUGUACGAGAAACAGCCACUGGGUAAGCUGAGCCCCCACAUAUUCGCCGUAGCGGACUCGGCGCUCCGCGCCAUGCUGAGCCGGCAGGUCAACCAGUGCAUCGUGCUGUCCGGGGAGAGCGGCUCGGGGAAGACCGAGAGCUGCAGUUAUCUCGUCCACUGCCUGACGUCCCUCAGCCAGAAGACGUACUCCGGCGGGCUGGAGCGGACCGUCCUCGGGGCCGGCCCGGUGCUAGAGGCCUUCGGCAACGCUAAAACAGCAGAGAAUAACAACUCCAGUCGCUUCGGGAAGUUCAUCCAGCUCAACUAUCUGGAGAGCGGUGUAAUCAGAGGGGCAGUUAUUGAGAAGUACCUACUGGAAAAGUUCCGCCUGGUGUCCAGGGAUCCAGGAGAGAGGAGCUACCAUGUGUUUUACUAUCUGCUGGUGGGCGCGUCCAAGGAAGAGCAGCAACAGUUUCAUCUGUUAAAGCCGCAGGAUUAUGUCUACCUCCAGCAGGAAGACCUCCACUUAGAUGAUGUGGAGAAACUUGGGCGCGAGUACAAGAGGCUCCAUCAAGCUAUGGAGAUGGUUGGUUUUCUGGCCUCCACCAAGAAUCACAUAUUCUCCAUCCUCUCUGCCGUCCUGCUCCUGGGCAAUGUGACGUACACACAGUCUGAGGACGCCGAGGUCCUGGACGUGGGACCUGCUGAAGUUUUGUCCACACUGUCUAACCUUCUCAAAGUGAAAACAGAGGUACUGGUCAAGACUUUGGUCAAGAGGAGAGUAGUGACCGCCGGCGCCGCCGUACUCUCGCAGUACACACUACAAGAGGCCACCGCGGUGCGGGACUCCAUGGCCAGGUCCUUGUACGGCGCUCUGUUCGACUGGAUCAUCCUUCACAUCAACCACGCGAUGUUCAACCGACGAGACAUGGAGGAGUCGGUCCCCUGUUUGUCCAUCGGCGUCCUGGAUAUGUUUGGAUUCGAGAACCUCCGGACGAACAGCUUUGAGCAACUGUGCAUCAACUUCUCUAUUGAGAAGGUUCAGUGUUACAUCAACCGGCACGUCUUCAAGCUGGAGCAAGAGGAUUAUGUGUCAGAGGGCAUCGCCUGGCGAACCAUCAACUACACUGACAACAGCCGCUGCAUUCGGCUGAUCAGCGAAGAGUCAACGGGGCUCUUUGCCCUGCUGGACGAGGAGAGCAACCUCCCUCAAGCCACGGAUGAAACCCUGUUGGACAAGUUGAAGCAGCGACAUGGGGACAACCCAUCAGUUCUUCCUUCCUCACACCGAGAGCCUACUUUUAUCAUUCAACACUUUGCCGGAAGGGUUAAAUAUCACAUCAAGGGUUUCCGGCAGAAGAACACGGAGCACAUUCGCCCUGAAGUCAUUUCACUUCUCCGGAGCAGUGAGCGGGCGUUUGUUCACCACUUGGUCGCAUCCAGUCCGGAAGCUCUGUUCAGAUGGGGAGUCCUCCGAGCCACCAUCCGCAUCCUCACAGUAUUCAAGAAACUGGGACGCCAGCGGGCGGAAUCGAUAUCUGGCAGACGAGGCUCCCGCAAAGCCUUCUUUGAGAAACGGGGCAGCACUGCUGUGGGGAGACUGUCCAGCAACAGCCUGCCUCUAGAUUUCUCCUUUGAUCGCUCCGAUGAACAUCCACUUGAUGUAUUUGAAGACAUCUUUGUCAAUUAUGAAAAGAGAAAGAAAAAUCGAGGCAGUCGACGAAAGCAGCUCAUUCCAAAGAACCUCGUAGAUUUGCAUUCCCUCAGACACAUCGUCGGUCUCACUGCACACGACCGAACCAGCAAGUUCAUCUUCCACCCUCAUCGGAGCACAAAGCCCCCGACAGUGAGCACCCAGUUCCAGACUUCACUUGGGAAACUGAUGGAGUCAAUGGAAAAAGCCGAGCCGUUCUUUAUUUUCUGCCUUCGUUCCAACAAUGGAAAGAAGGAUCUACACUUUGAUGCCGAACUUGUGCUACAGCAAAUUAAGUACCAAGGCCUACUGCAGAUGGUUCGCCUCAAGAAGUCGGGCUUUAGUGCCAAAUACACAUUCAAGGAAUUUGUUGAGCAGUUUAGAAUGUUGCUUCCAAAAGGAGCUACUAUGCGGCCAGAGCACAUAACUGAACUGUUUGAGAAGAUGAAGCUGGAUAGAACCAACUAUCAAAUAGGAAAAACCAAGGUGUUCCUCAAGGAAAAGGCGCGGCAGCUCCUCCAAGACAAAUACAACAAAGAAGUGAUGCAUCACAUCAUUGUCCUGCAGCGCUGGUUCCGUGCUUCUCUGUUAAGGAUGCACUUCCUGCAAAAGAAAGAUGCCACAAUGCUUAUACAGAGAAACUGGCGGGAGUUUUACGAGAACCAAAACAGAGCUGCUACGGUGAUCCAGACAGCAUGGAAAAGUUCGCUAAAGAAAUCUAAGCACCAACGGGAGAAGGAAAGCAACGGGUCCGAGAACCGACUUGGGCGGGACAGUUUGACAAAAAAGGAGUUAACAAGGCAGCAGAAAGUGGAGCUCAGCCCCAACCGGACCCAGCAGAGGUCCGGGAGCAGAGAGAAGCGAGAGGGCAGAGGAUCUCCUCCCCCUCUCACCAGGCCCCUCUCCCUUCCACUGGACCCUAAAGCCAAAGAGGAGCCCUGCCCCGGCCCGCCUAAAGCCAGCUCGCUACAGCGCUACACAGAUGUUGAGGCCUUCAAGGAGAAGGCUGAGAAAUGGAGGGAAAGACUGAGCGAGGGCGAACGGACAGAUGAAUCGAGUCCAGAAGUACAGCGGCGACAUGGCGUUCGGAAAAAUGAGUUUCAGCACAAAGGGAAGUCUGUGUCUGUUGAUGAGCUAUCAAAGGUCAGCUCAUCAGGCUCUGAUAGCUCGCCAUCCACAAACGAGGUCAGGGUUCGUGUCCGCAAGCAGCCCAAACGCAAGCGGCACUUAGCCUACGCGCGCAGCGGCCUGAUGAUGAACUUUGGGGGCUCCAAGGAGAGCGAUUACUGGAGCUUUCCGCUGCCUCCCAUCAGCCCCAAUAUAGCCAGCAUGAAGAGCUCUGCCAGUAGCUCGGAUCUCUGGGCCGUCAAAUCCGAGGUCAAGAUACCGGCAGAAACUGAUGGGUCGAGCUUCAGUUGUCAGUCCAGGAGCUGUGAUGAGGACUUGGGACCACACGGAUCCAACAAUUCACAACUCACAACUCCUGAGAAGAUUUGGUUCCUCAGUAAAUUCCUGAGAAAGCGGCCUAAAUAUCCUCCAGUCAACGACUGUCCAUCCAGCAAAGCAGCACUCACCUUGGCCAACUACACUCCACAACCCUACAACAGGCCGACCCAGGAAACCGAGAGGGUCGGCAGAAACCCGACCAUUCGAAUCAGCCGGGCCACGCGUGCGCUGCAGUGCAACACGUCUCUGGAGCGUGAGAUCACCGACCCCAACGAGCUGCGAAAACUGGACGAAUUUCUCGGCAAUCAAGUGAACGAGCUGCAAAGUAGAAUGAAAAAGCUGUCCCCAACAGAGAGUGUCUUCCUCACAGCCACCAUGCAGUUCAGAGAAACCAUCAAGGGCAUGUACUCUGUCCAGAAGCCCCAAAUUGGCUACAAAGAUCUGAUGAAGGGCUACGAAAACCAAGUGAACACGCUAGCGGGUUCCAAGGAUAAGAAGACGGAGGUCUCGUUGGUGGUCAACUUGUUUCAGUCUAUGCUGGAUGGCUUCAUAAGGGGCGAGCUGAAGCGAGUGGAGUCUGAACCAGUCAAGGCCACCAAGGCGACAAAGAACAGGAGAAAAAAGGCCGCAUGUCCCAACAGUCCUCUGGAUCACCUAUUCAGCACAUACCAGGUGAACAUCAUGCAGUCGUGUGACUUGUGUGGCUCUUACAUCUGGGGAAUGGAGAAAGCCUACAUGUGCAGUGCUUGCAAGUUAAUAUGUCACAAGAACUGCCUGAAUAAAAUCAUCACAGAUUGCUCAACGCGGUGUGACAGAAAGGAUGACAGUGUACCGGGCUCCCUUCACUUUGGGGUGCAGGUGUGCGUCCUCACCAGUAAAGCCAACCCUGUGCCCAAAGUGGUGGAGCUGUUGCUGAUUCACGUGGAGCUAAACGGCCUCUACACGGAGGGCAUUUACCGCAAGUCGGGCUCAACCUGCCGAGCGAGGGAGCUCCACCAGAUUCUGGAGACUGAUCCCGAUGGUCCAUGUUUAGACAACUACUCCAUCCACACCGUCACAGGUCUGGUUAAACGUUGGCUCAGAGAGCUGCCGGACCCCCUCAUGACUUUUUCCCUCUACAGCGACUUCCUGCAUGCCGUGGAGCUGCCAGAGAAAGCCGAGAGGAUAAGGGCUAUAUACCAAAAGGUUGAGGAACUUCCACCUGCCAAUUACAGCACGUUAGAGCGACUCAUCUUUCACCUUGUCAGGGUUGCAAAGGAGGAAGAGCACAAUAAGAUGUCCCCGAGCUCUCUUGCCAUCGUGUUUGCCCCCUGCGUCCUGCGUUCACCUGAUGUGAACGACCCCUUUCUGGGUAUGAAGGAUGUGUCCAAGACUACAAUGUGUGUUGAGAUCCUGAUCUCUGAGCAGUUCAGACGCUACAAUGAGAAGAUGCAGAAUAUCCAGCAGCUGGAAUACGCAGAGGCCCUGGCUGUCAGUCAACUCAAACUGAGGAGACAAAACACGCUUAUUGAAAAGCCUUCAGAGUUGGAUGUUGCAGACCAUUCUGAUGAAUUGGAGAGGACCCUCAUCGAUAGGAUCAAAUCCAUCAAGCAAGAAAAGGUGGACUUGGCCUGCGGGUUACCUGACUUGGAGCGAGAGCAGUCAGACAAUGACAACCUGGACUCCUUGUCGUUGAUGAGCUCAGACAGUCUGGGAAGCCUGGACUCGGAAGUACCAGAAAAGGUGACCAUGCGAAUGAAAACCCAGAAACCCGCCUGCCCACCGAAACCCACUGACCUGGCGCAAAGGGUCAGAAGUCUGAUGGCUCAGAAAGAUGACGCGGAGAGAGAGUUUGCGCCGCGACGAAAGACAGAUGUUACUCAAUCCAUGUACGUGCUGCCAAGCCGAGGCGACGCCAAGUCCCAGAUCACAAAUGAAGCUUCCAGUCGGAGCUACGAGGACCUGGACAUUCCUUUCAUCGACGACGAUGAAGAUUAAACCUGCACGUGACAGCAGGAUUUGUGACGAUUGAAAGAUUCUCAAGCAUGUGUUAAAAGAAGAUGUGUGAAUGUCAAAAAAAAAAAUAGUUGUGCACUUUGUUUUAUAGACUUUUCCAUUUUUCCAUGCUGCUGUGGAAACAAAAUGCUUUGCGAUGGUAGAUUGUACGUGAUGUCCCUCAAGGUUUUCUAACUAAUCUGGAGAAGCGGCAAGAGCUAGCGCUACUAAACCUCUUUAUCUUCUAUUUAAAAUCUGAAUCGUACAGCUCUACAUUUUCUAAAAAGGUUGACACUUGUGUGAAGCUGUGCGACCAGCUGGGUUCAUCUAAGGAGAAAAACAUGGUGAGCCAUUAAGGAUACAAGUCCUUCCUUUACAAGUGAACAUUACUCGGAGCAUUUCCGCCGUGGUAGUCAUGGGAAUUUAUGGUGGUUGUGGGGGGAAAAUGUUUUGUAAGUGUUCCAUAAAGGAGAACCAGAGUGCUUCUCUUAUUUUUACAGACAACGUUGCGUUCUGGGGCUCUUGUUGAGUGCCUUGUUGUUCAUCUGCUACUCUGAACUUUUUUAUGUUUUUCAUUUUUCAAGUCCCUGUGAUAUUGUUGUGACUGACCACUGAUUCAAUACGCUGGAAAGGGGAAUGGUCAUAUUGUUUCCUUUUAGACUGACUGAAAAUACUUCCCUCUGGAACAUCUGUUGAUUUUGCUAGACUGGGGUGUUUCCCAAAAUAAAUGUCCAUACAUAUAUAUAUAUAUAUAUUUUUAAAUAUGCAUGCCUGCACAUUUUAUAUGGAAUAAUGGAUAUUGGGGUGAACAAUCUCAGGUUUUGACUUUUAUAUAAUAAACUCGCCAUUUUCAAAUGUCUUAUGAAGUAAUAUAGAUGUCUUUAAUUCCUACUGCUUUGAUAGUGACAAGUCUCUUAACAGUAUAUUAUAAAAUAAAUACUCUACAUGAAAAACUCAAAGUUUGUCUAAACCGAGGCUUAUCAAUUAGAAAAUCAAACAUAUGAUUGGUUGGUUUCAUAAUUUGUUACAAUUUUUUUACUUUACCAAACUAAUACUACAAGAUAUAUAAUGUAAAAACAAACUGAGUAUCAUUUAUUUUAACUGUUAAAAUGAUAAAAUGUUGCAUAUGGAACCAACAUAUUCAGUGUAAUAUGUAUGGAAACUGGGAUUGUACUUCAGCUGGAGGUUUGAUUUGUUUUAUGUUCAUCACAGAUGAUAAUACCUACUGUAUAAAAUAUUGAUCUGUUCAAUGUAAAUGACAUGUUAAUCCAGCUCAUCAGUCCCCCCUUCUGUUGUUGACGGAUAUUACUUUUUCCAGAUUUAGAUAUUUUAAUAAUAUCUCCUUCUUUCUAUGUCUAUUUCUUUCUUCUAUCUUUUCUGAUAUCCCUAGUUUUAUCUUCACUAAGUGUACUUUUCAGAUGUUUGAAUUGGCAGGUUUUUUUUGUGACUCACUAUAAAGCACGAGUGUGGAUUUUGAUACAUUUUCCACCACUUUUCUCUUUCCAAAAAACCCUUAACUUUUUAAUUUAAUAAACCCAAAUGCAAAUUGAGAGAUAGACUUCCUAUUUUUAUAUAUGUCUAUCAUAACAGUACAAAUGUCAAUAGACAGUUGUAUUUUCCACCUGUCGUUUACUCAGAAAUUGUCAGAAAAUAUUUCUGUGCUGUUUUGUAUUUAAAAUGAUGUCAACAAUA